This is a messenger RNA of Trichoderma gamsii, 1140 nucleotides long. RefSeq lists its product as hypothetical. The coding region runs from base 1 to 1140 and encodes 379 amino acids. The transcript is spliced from 8 exons. NCBI's taxonomy places the organism in Eukaryota, Fungi, Ascomycota, Sordariomycetes, Hypocreales, Hypocreaceae. The record is from RefSeq and is a predicted model, not a curated record. Gene Ontology annotation, molecular function: methyltransferase activity.
AUGGACGACAGACGGCCUUCAUUAGCUGUAAUGACAGAGCCGUCCGGAAUGAUCCCCCCUGAUGAGGUGUGUACGACAAGACUGGGCCGGCCGUUUGCUGCCAUGCCAGCUGUAGACGAUACGCUGUUCAACUCAACUGCUAACACGAUGCGCUCGACACAGUCUGCGGUGUCACCACCGGAUGACUUCGACGAAGGCAACGAUAUUGGAAGCUUCCAGUCUUCGCUGACUUCUGUUACCUCGUCCAUCCUUCAUGGUGUUGUGGGAGAAGGCCAGCGUGUGUACGCUGCCUAUGGCAAAGAAGAGUAUGGACUGCCGAUGGAUGACCAAGAGUUGGAUCGCAUGGAUUUGUGCCACACCAAAUAUUACGCUCUCUUGAAGCAGCGACGCUUUCUAUCACCGAUUGGCGAGAACCCCCAGAGGAUCCUGGAUCUAGGAUGCGGCACAGGUAUAUGGUGUGUCGAGGUCGCCGAUGACUACCCCGGAGCACAGGUUGUUGGCGUUGAUAUAGCCCCUACCCAACCACAAUGGGUACCGCCAAACUGCCAGUUCGAGCUCGACGACAUUGAACAAAAUUGGACGUGGAAAUCAGACAGCGCCGACUUCAUAUUCUCUCGUGACUUGAUCUUAUCAAUACGAAAUUUUCCCAGAUUAAUUGACCAAGCAUAUAGGCAUCUAAAACCUGGUGGAUGGGUUGAAUUUCAAUGCUAUACCGGAUUGCUACAUUGCGAUGACGGCACAUUAUCCGAAGAGAGUACGUUUCGGAACUGGGCGAAUCUCACGAAGACGGCUUGCGAAAGAUUCGGUACUCCGGUGGAUGAUCCGACCCGAUUCAAACAGUGGUUUGAAGAACGCGGAUUUGAAUGCGUGACGGAAGAGGUGUACAAGAUGCCCUGUACGCCCUGGGCCAAGGACCAGCGCUUGAAGCUUAUUGGAGCCUGGGAACAACACAACUUGAUGAAUCAUCUAGAAGGCAUGACUAUGCGACUAUUCCAAAAGAGCCUGGGUUGGACGGAAGAGGAGAUUUUGGUAAUUUCUGCCAUGCUACGAAAGGAAUUGCGAGACCUGGGCGUUCAUGCCUACUGGCCUUACUACGUGGUGUACGCUCGUAAGCCCGUGAGGCCAACGGGCCAAUCGUGA